UCUCUAAACCGGCUUUAUCCUGCUUUACUGCAGGGGUGGCACUUGCUGUUACACCUUUCUUUUCAUGAGUAUAUAUACUGGGACCUAAAGGAAGCCGGUUGACUGACUUGAUGUGUAGAGUGGACAAACUACUCCCCAGUUUGCACAAGAUCAGAUACAAUAUCUAUACGUGUUAUAUGGUGAUCACUCUGCUAACACCACUCCUUUGUAUUGUGCAUGGAUAUUAGAAUUGCAUCUGUUGCCAUAGGGAAGAGGAAGUGAUGAGCUGAAAGAGGGCGAUAUAGAGCUAAUCCAGAUCCCUUGCAGAGAGUAUUUGUGUAACUGAUUACCAAUCAGCAAAAUACAAAGCAUUGGAGACUCCUUGUUUCCAAGGAACAGACGUAUUUUAGGGGUGUCUCACAGUAUAACCCACGCACUUUGCUACUGCUUUGAUCACAGCAGAAGAACUAAUUACAUACAAUAUUGUAUCCUCCAACAGCUGAUUGCGAAAAUGAUGCAAAUUGUAGAUACCUACAAUCAAAAGUACUCCUUGUUCAAUGCUAUGAACAGAUUCAUUGGAGCUGUGAAUAAUAUGGACCAAACUGUGAUGGUCCCCAGCUUGCUGAGGGAUGUACACUUGGAGAUAGAUGUGAAGGAAGAGGUCCGCAAUGGGGCUGAUAAUUUCUUCUCUACGAGGGACAUGCACAGCUACUACAUUCUGCUGAAAUCCAUUAGGAAUGACAUUGAAUGGGGUGUGCUGCAAGGGGAGGACAGAAAAAAAGAUAAACUAAGCUCCUUGGACAUCAGUAGGUUCGAAGAUGCAGAUGGAGAAGAAGACUUGGAAAAGGAAUUUCACUUUCACCUUUGUGGACUACACACUGUUCUAAACAAGCUCACCAGAAAAGCUAACAUCCUAACCAACAGAUAUAAAGAAGAAAUUGGAUUUGGAAGCUGGGGUCAUUGAUGGUGGUCGCUAAUGCUAUUAAUAUAUAUAUAUUUUUUAUUGUAUUUUUUGACUGUUUUUAUUAUUAUUUUAAUUAUUAUUUUCUAUAUCCUCUAAAAUGUUGAGGGGCAGUGUGUGUGUGUUUAAAAAUGGUGGUAUAGUUGUACAAAUGCUUAUUAUUAACAUAUACAUAUCUAUGUAGUUUGCUGUGGCACAGUAAUGGUUAAGUAUAAUGCAUUAUGCAAAGCGACCAUUUCUGUUGUACAGUUAAUUUCUGCAGUGGCUACAUUUUCUGACUACUAUGACUCUCAUUUAGUUAAAUGAACCAGAUUAUUGAUUAUACCAUGGGAGGUCACAUCUUUCUUUCUAGGGUAUCACACAGAAUUAAUGUUGAGGAUAGCAAGACUCCAGACUGUAUAUUGUGUCUAUCCUUGAGCAUAAACUCCAUCUUGUUUUUUUAGUGACACAUUUAGUGUAAUAUUGCCUAUAAUUACACAUAAUUUCAUAACAUUUUUAUAAAAUUGUAUAACAUUAAUAAGCAUAAAGAGAUGUUAAAUUUAAAAAAUGCACCAAAGGUGUCCCAAAGGUUAACAUAUUUUAGUGAAUUGGUUGUAUAUUCCCCUGGUCAAUAUGGCCAAUAAUAUGUUGCAGCUAAGAGGUCAAAUAAUAUAAUGCAUUUGCCAUAGACGUUAUCUAAUUCAGGCAAAAUGAAACCUGACUUAGACUGUACUGUAAAUGAAACAAGUUUAUGUGAUGCUGUGGGUUAAUUUUUCUGCAACUGGAAAAGAGGUUGGUAAAUAUUUCAAGGGCAGAUACACUGGGUGUGGUGGUGGUUGUGGAAAUGCUUGCUCAGAUUGCAUCACUCUUUCCUGUUAUUGCACUACUUUUUUAUAACAAUGUAUAUAGGCAAUGCUUAUUUUGCACUGUUCUUCAAAAAUGCCUUUUUUUUAAUUUUAUUUUGCUGAAAAAAACAAUGACAAUACUGUACUUUGUACUGCUUAAAUAUUCCUUUGUGUGAUCCCAGGCAGAUAUUUUCAUUGUCUGACAAUGUAUAAUUGCAUAUGGGCUUACACAAAAAAAUGCAAGUAUAUGAGGCUUUGCUUAAGCCAAUGAAGAUGAGAACAUUCAUAGCUUACAAACAUAUUACUGGAACUAAAUGACACAUCUGAAUUGUUUAAAUAAAGAUGUUGAGAGGUUCCUUAUGUGCAAAACUGAAAAAAAUAAAUACUUAAAAGCAUUUUUUUUAUUUGAUGCAUAUUAUAUUUUAAUAAACAAUGCAAAUUGUGUAUUAACUACAA
This is a messenger RNA of Bombina bombina (fire-bellied toad), 2220 nucleotides long. It is a transcript of the gene MID1IP1, whose product is annotated as MID1 interacting protein 1. Gene Ontology annotation, cellular component: cytosol. The transcript has a single exon. Gene Ontology annotation, biological process: regulation of lipid biosynthetic process. The record is from RefSeq and is a predicted model, not a curated record. The coding region runs from base 491 to 943 and encodes 150 amino acids. NCBI's taxonomy places the organism in Eukaryota, Metazoa, Chordata, Amphibia, Anura, Bombinatoridae.